Molecule: messenger RNA, 502 nt
Organism: Cydia fagiglandana
Lineage: Eukaryota; Metazoa; Arthropoda; Insecta; Lepidoptera; Tortricidae
Gene: mRpL34
Product: large ribosomal subunit protein bL34m
Exons: 2
Coding region: 99-371 (90 amino acids)
Biological process (GO): translation
Cellular component (GO): ribosome; mitochondrial large ribosomal subunit
Molecular function (GO): structural constituent of ribosome
Source: RefSeq, a predicted model, not a curated record
AUGACAGUGACAUAACUUUGUCGAUUUAUCAACACCCGAACACCGUACUAGUACAAUUUAAAAUAACCUAUAUAGGUUUUAAUAAAAGGCAAUUUAUUAUGUCGGGUUUAUUGUCAGCAGUGUUACAACCUUUGCGGUUUCUGAGGCAAGGGCUGCACACGAUCAGUCAUGUAACUCCAACAACUAGUUUAGUCAAGCCAGAGAGCUUUUCAUUGCAAUCUAUUAGAACAAAUGUUCGCUGUUAUUUCCCACGACCCAACGAAGUGAAAAGAGUCCGUCGACAUGGCUGGAAAGCUAGGAUGUCCACACCAAACGGCAGAAGGAUCAUCAUGCGGAGGUUAUUGAAAGGCAGAUUUGUUUUGACCCACUAACUAACCAAUAGCAUUAUAGGAUAAAUAGUUUUAGUAAAUAAAAAACAUUAUAAAAUAGCAACAAAUUGUUUAUUGAAUCUCUUUUUUCCAACUUUGUUUUUAUGAUUAAAACUUCUUUUUACAGUUUUGAA